Molecule: messenger RNA, 639 nt
Organism: Bactrocera latifrons
Lineage: Eukaryota; Metazoa; Arthropoda; Insecta; Diptera; Tephritidae
Product: glycine-rich protein 5-like
Exons: 1
Coding region: 1-639 (212 amino acids)
Source: RefSeq, a predicted model, not a curated record
AUGGGUGGUGGAGGUGGAGGAGGAGUUAGUGUCGGCAUUAGCAGCGGCAGUGGUAGCGGCAGCAGUAGCAGCAGCGCGGCUGCCAUCAAUGCCGCUGCCACAUUGCACUGUCUCACCUCGGUGGGCAGUAGUCAUAGCAGUGGCGGCAGCGGUAGCAUUAAUGGCAGUGGCAGCAAUGGUGGCGGCGUUGGCAUUGGCGCUAGCAGUGGUGGCAGUGGUCUGGGUGGCGGUGGUGGUGUACAUGCAAGUUUAGGACUCACCGCGAUGGGCAUGGCAGCGGGCUGCGGCGGUGGUGGCGGUGGAUUGAGUGCUUUCGGUAGUGGUGCUAGCAGUUUAGCGGCAUUUGGUGGCAGUGGCGGUAGUAGCAGCAAUUCCAAUGGUAGUAGCGCAAAUCAUCACCAUCAUCAUCACAAUAGUGUUGUUGGUGGCAUUGGCAGUGGCGGCAAUAAUUUGAAUAUAGCAACUGCAACCCUAACGGCUGCUCCAACGCAUAGCGUCGGCGCGAGCAGUGGCUUUGGCAGUUUGGGCGGCAUCAGUGUGGGUGUCGGUAUGGGCAUGGGGAUGGGCGGUGGCAAUCUCAACUCUCUUGUUGUUGGUAAUCGAUUAAUGAACACAGGCUUACCGACGAUAUUGAAAUGA